Messenger RNA from Lingula anatina, 880 nucleotides. Its product is annotated as copine-3. Lineage: Eukaryota; Metazoa; Brachiopoda; Lingulata; Lingulida; Lingulidae. Gene Ontology annotation, molecular function: calcium-dependent phospholipid binding. Gene Ontology annotation, cellular component: plasma membrane. Gene Ontology annotation, biological process: cellular response to calcium ion. The record is from RefSeq and is a predicted model, not a curated record.
AUGGAAAUAACCAAAGAAUACUCCUUUCUGGAUUAUGUGUUUGGAGGGAUACAGAUCAAUUUUACGGUUGGAGUUGAUUUCACUGCAUCAAAUGGAGACCCUAAGAAUGCGUCCUCUCUUCACUAUAUUAACCCAUACCAGCCCAAUGAGUACAUGCAGGCUAUUUCUACUGUAGGGGCAGUGGUACAAGACUAUGAUAGUGAUAAAAUGUUUCCAGCUUUAGGAUUUGGUGCUAAAAUUCCUCCAGAAUAUCAGGUCUCCCAUGAGUUUGCUCUCAAUUUCAACCUCCAGAAUCCUUUCUGUGCAGGUGUCCAUGGCAUCAUAGAGGCUUACAAGAAUUGUAUCAGUCAAGUCCAGUUAUAUGGUCCCACCAAUAUAGCCCCUGUGAUCUACCAUGUGGCCAACUUUGCCCUAGCAGCACACCAGCAGGGUGGAGCCAAGAGUUACUUUGUUCUUCUCCUGAUCACUGAUGGAGUGGUCACUGAUCUUGACCAGACACGAGAGGCCAUCGUCUACGCAUCCGGGCUUCCAAUGUCAAUCAUCAUCGUUGGGGUUGGCGCCGCAGAUUUCUCCGCUAUGAACUUUCUCGAUGGAGAUGAUGGAGUUUUACGCUCUGCUCGUGGGGAGCCUGUACGAAGAGAUAUUGUGCAGUUUGUGCCUUUCAGGAGGUUUCAACAGGCGCCUCCUGCAGAACUAGCAAAAAAUGUCUUGGCCGAGCUUCCUCAGCAAGUUGUACAAUAUUACAGGAUGAUAGGCGUAGCUCCAGAAGUUCCGCCCCCUUCUGCUGUCAAUACAUAGAACCCAAUAGAACUGGCCAAACAAGUUCUGGCUGAGGUGCCCUCGCAAGUGACCAACCACUUCUCCAUGAUGGAACUGGCGC